AUGGCCCCCCUCGGGCCUGCAUCGGGACCCCCGCCCACUCCGGCCGCGCCGCCCUGGGCCUGGGGCCACGGGCGCUCAUCUCCGCCGCGCCCACGACGCCGCCGCCAUCCUCCUGGCCGCCUCCACCUCCCCGGCUGCUCCUGCAGCCGCCACCGCCCUCUGCUCCACACCGCGAGGGCGGGCGGGGCCGGGGAGAAGGCAAGGCAACGAGGAUGGGGGCCCCUGGCCUGCCAGCUGGAGCGUCUCCUGCGGUCUACUUCCGGGGAAAACGAUGCAGAGAAGGAGGAGGUGGCGCGCAGGGUCCCCGACGGUCCUGGAUGUCUCCUGGCUGCCCCGCGAUGCUCGCAGAGGCCACACGGGGGUGCAGCCGUCGCAAGUCCAGUGCAGGGCUGGCAUGCGCGCAUGGAGGACGCGCACUGCGCCUGGUUGGCGAUGUUCGGGAUGUCCCCCGGCUGGGCUUUCUUCGCAAUCCUCGGCCACGGCAGGGCACGGGCUGCCCGCUUCGGAGCGCGUCACCUUCCAGGCCACGUGCUGGAGAAGCUGGGCCCGGAGUCCUAGGAAUCCGAGGGCGUUCGCGAAGCGCGCAGAGCCUUCCUCCAGGCAGACAAGCAACUUCGUGCACUCUGGCCCCGCGGUGACCCCGGUGGCUCGACGGUGGUGGCGCUGCUCGUGUCCCCACGAUUCCUCUACCUGGAACACUACGGGGACUCGCGAGGGAUACUCAGUCGCUCGGGCUCCGUGGUCUUCAGCACCAAGGAUCACCGACUCCAUCGUCCAAGGGAACGCGAGCGCAUCCACGACGCGGGUGGCACGAUCCGCCGCCGGCGUGUCGAGGGCUCUCUGGCCGUGUCGCGAGCUUUAGGGGACUUUGCCUACAAGGAGGCUCCGAGGAGGCCUCCCGAGCAGCAGCUCGUGUCCACCGAGCCCUAGGUAACCGCAAUGGCUCGCCAGGAGGAGGACGAGUUCGUGCUCCAGGCUUCGGACGACUUGUGGGAUGCUAUGUCUAGUGGCGCCCUGGCAGGGCUGGUGGCUUCGCGCCUACGCUUGGGCCUCGCCCCAGAACUGCUCUGCGCUCAGCUGCUCGACACGUGUCUGUGCAAGGGCAGCCUGGAUAACAUGACCUGUGUCCUGGUCUGCUUAGGAGCCCCUAGCCCUUAUGAGGAGGUGAUCAAAAGGGAGAAGGCAUUAGAUGUAGCCCUGGGCCACAGAGUAUAUGAGCUGUGUGCUCCCGCUAAGGAACCCCCAGGCCUAAACACUGUUUUCAGGGCCCUGGCUUCAGAGGACAUCCCAGAUCUGCCUUCUCGGGGAGGGAUGCACCGCAAGGCCACCAUCAUAGCUGAAGCUUAUUCUAAAGUCCGUCAGGCCCCAGAGGAUGCUAGGAGGUAA
This is a messenger RNA of Nannospalax galili (Upper Galilee mountains blind mole rat), 1386 nucleotides long. RefSeq names its product protein phosphatase, Mg2+/Mn2+ dependent 1N (putative) (gene Ppm1n). The record is from RefSeq and is a predicted model, not a curated record. Gene Ontology annotation, biological process: protein dephosphorylation. Gene Ontology annotation, molecular function: manganese ion binding; magnesium ion binding; protein serine/threonine phosphatase activity. NCBI's taxonomy places the organism in Eukaryota, Metazoa, Chordata, Mammalia, Rodentia, Spalacidae.